UUGUGUUUAGAACUAUAGGGAAAGUGGUAUUUUAUCAGUGAUGAAAGAGCCUUCAUUCAUAAGGGGAAAACAUGGCCUACUGAAAUGUAUGGAGUGAGGACCAAGAAACUUUCAUUACAAAAGUGGUCAAUUGCUUAAUACCAAGACAACAAAAUAAUGAAAAUCAAGAGAUAACACUACAACAUAAAACCUUGGGUGGUGAGAGAAAUAAAUAACAGAUGUAGACACUUUGGGAAGAUGAUCACAGUUACCAACAUACUUUUUAAGUACAAGAGCCAUUGUCUCUCCUUCAAAUGUAUCAUCGUCCACCUGGUAUGAGCAAAAGAGACUCCAAAGCUCUCAGUCCUUGGUUUUCUAAACGCUGACAAUCAAGCAUCUGUGUUCUUGCCCAAGUGUAUAUUCCCCACAUAAAAAUAACAAUGACAGCUACUACUGGCAUGGAAGAUGGAACAUGGAGUGACGGGAAGAUGGAAGGAGAUGGUGGUUUGAGGACUUUGGAGUGCCUCAGAGGGAGACUGCUGGCAGAGAGGCAAGCUUCUAGGGUUGCAAAAGAGGAUGCAGAACUCAUUGGCAAGAAGUUAGUAGAACUACAGAAGCAGCUCAAAGAAGAGAUCAAACUGAAGGAAAAAGCAGAAAAGAAGCUCAAAUAUUUGAAGAAAAAGCUUGAAUCUUUGAAUAUUUCCUCCAAAAAUAGUGAAAAAUCUUGUACACAAUCCACUACUACUUCAUCAGGAUCCAAUCAUCCAGAAACCCAUGAAGCCAAAUCCAAAGUUGCAGAGUCAGAAAUCCCAGAAGAAUCAAGACAAAAUGCAGCAGACUCCACCACAUCUGAGCAAAGCCAUGAAAGUACUUUCACUGAAGAAAACACUUCUUCUCAAAGCACUUCUGGUUCCAGUUCUAGUUCCAGCUUAGAAUGUUCUUCACCAAAAGGGUUCUGCCACAACCCAACUCAUAAAUCUGAAGAUCCAGGGAUUGAAGAUAGUAAUAGGUAUGUAAGUCCGAUUAACCUGACCGGUUCUAUCAGGUUUAGUGUCCGUACUUAGGGUAGAUAUUUUGGCACUCGGCUUUUAACCAUACGUACUCCAAGUUAAAUAUUAAUAAUCUUUAUGUGCUCAGAAGAAGUGCAUACAGCUAAAAUAGGAGCGUUAAAAUCACUGGUGUUUAGAAAUAAUCUUUGACAUUCCAUGUUGGGAUCUGCUUAAUUAAGCUAAUUAGAAUAAAAUUUGCAAAAACUUUUCAGUUGUUCUGAAUACAUUUGCAUUAGUACCUGUGAA
Malus domestica (apple) is the source of this 1274-nucleotide messenger RNA. Its product is annotated as protein gar2-like. NCBI's taxonomy places the organism in Eukaryota, Viridiplantae, Streptophyta, Magnoliopsida, Rosales, Rosaceae. The record is from RefSeq and is a predicted model, not a curated record.